This is a messenger RNA of Knipowitschia caucasica, 951 nucleotides long. The record is from the annotation of a GenBank genome assembly. NCBI's taxonomy places the organism in Eukaryota, Metazoa, Chordata, Actinopteri, Gobiiformes, Gobiidae.
AUGGCCACAACAGUGAAACUCAACACCGGGAGACAAAUGCCCAUCGUGGGACUCGGAACAUGGAAGUCUCCCCAAGGGAAAGUGACCGAGGCUGUAAAAGCUGCCAUCGCCGCUGGAUACAGGCACAUUGAUGGAGCGUUCGUUUACAAGAAUGAGGUGGAGGUGGGCGAGGGUAUCAAUGCCAUGAUUAAGGAGGGUGUGGUCAAGAGAGAGGAACUUUUCAUUGUCAGCAAGUUGUGGUGUACGUUCCAUGAAAAAGCGCGUGUACGAAAAGGCUGUGAGGAGACCCUUCGUGACCUGAAACUGGAUUACCUUGACCUGUAUUUAGUCCACUGGCCGAUGGGUUUUAAGGCAGGUGAUGAUCUCUUUCCACUGGAUGAAGGCGGCAACACCAUUACUGACAACACUACUUUCUUAGAAACCUGGGAGGCUAUGGAGGAGCUUGUUGAUGCCGGCCUGGUCAAAGCCAUAGGCAUUUCCAACUUCAACAAGGAUCAAAUUGAAGCCAUUUUGAACAAACCCGGCCUCAAGUACAAACCUGCGAACAAUCAGGUGGAGUGCCAUCCUUACUUAAACCAAGAAAAACUGAUCGACUUCUGCCACUCAAAGGACAUCUCUGUGACCGCCUACAGCCCCCUGGGAUCUCCUGACCGGCCCUGGGCUAAACCAGAGGACCCCUCUCUGAUGGAGGACCCUAACAUUAAAGCCAUUGCAGAAAAGCACAAGAAAACAUCAGCACAGGUCCUAAUCCGCUUUCACAUUCAAAGAAAUGUCAUCGUCAUCCCAAAGUCGAUCACUCCUCAGAGGAUCCAGGAAAACUUUCAAGUAUUUGACUUUGAACUAAGUCAGGAAGAAAUGAAGACCAUCCUGGGAUUUAACCGCAACUGGAGAGUGUGUCCCAUGCAGUGGAGCACAAAGCACAAAGACUACCCAUUCAAUGCUGAAUUCUGA